AUGGUUCUACAGCGUGAGCGAGGGCUCAUCAUACCAAACGACUUUCGACUACCGUCGACAUGUACUCUCAGUUAUCAUCCACACUACGCCUGGUUCUUUGGAGUGCUGCCACCUGGCUCGGUGCACGGUUCUACGGAUUCCACGCUAGAUCCGCCGGCUUUCUCUGUCUAUGGGUCUUGGGCACGUGGUGCUCAUAUAUUUUCCUCUUCUUAUGCUGGAGGACCUUCGGUCGGCCACGAUUUAGGAGGAAAUCUCAUAUCCAAACACGUCUAUGCUAUUUUCGAUCAGCCACUGGGAACCCAAAUCACCAACUGGGUCAAUUCAAUCCCGAACAAUGGCCUCCUCCACUUUUAUGGCUUGAUGGGAGCAGAAUACUUAGUAGUCACCGAUGUCGAAAGCCUGUCGGAUGUUCUCAGCAAUCGGUCGUAUCAUUUUCAGAAAACCAGCGGACUGCGGCGAUACGCUGAACGGUUUUUUGGUCGAGGAAUUGUGAUCCAAGAGGGCGAUGAGCAUAAAAAGAACAGAAAGUCGUUUGUUCAGGUCUUUAACCAGCGGCAAGUGGAUAAGUUGAAGCCCGUGCUAUCUGCGAAGGCGGGACAAGUCGUCGAACAUCUGUUGGGGCUGUGCUCUAGACAACCUGGACAGGACGAAAAGAACUACGGAGGGGCCUCAAAUGCAGCCAUCAAAGUGGUCGAGUUCGCCAAACUGGUGUCUUUUGAUGUGAUGGGCAUCAUUGCACUGGGUAUUGACUUUAACAGCAUGCAGCACCACAACUUGGAACUAUUUGAAGUAUUUCAGACACUGUUUGCCACGGACGCGAAUAAGCAGCGCCAGUUUAUGUGGCAUAACUGUGCUCCCCCUUGUCUCGUUUCUAUGUUUCCGUCCACGAUAGAUCGACAGAUGGAGAGGGCCUAUCGCCAGCUCCGCGCAACUCUCGGUCAACUGAUUCCUGAAAGACUUGCUGCCCUCAAUGGGAAGGAUCUAUCGGACCAGGACAUUCUGACCCAGAUCGCGGGCUCUGGGUCUUUUAGUCAAGAGGAAAUUAUGCCCCAAAUCGUGACGACGCUCGCCGCCGGAUACGAGAGUACAGCAAGCUCAUUAUCCUGGACAUUAUAUUGCCUUGCCGUCAAUCCCGAGAUACAAUGUGCUCUGCGGCAGGAGAUAGCCCAAGCGAAGUUAACCAAAACCUCGCUGGACGAGGAGUCCUAUGAGACGUUGCCACUGCUCAAUGGUGUCUGCAAUGAAGCAUCCCGCCUCUACCCUACAUUCGCAAUGACGUUACGCAAGGCCAUCUGCGAUACAUAUAUCAAGGGGCGUCUUGUCCCUGCUGGCACCUACAUUGCCAUCGUCCCACGAGCCAUCAAUCGAUCCCGUCACUUAUGGGGCCCAGAUGCCGAGAAAUUUAUCCCAGAAAGAUGGAUUGACCGAUCGGACCCGGAAAAGCCCAAGUUAAAUUCCACCGGCGGCUCUUCAUCGCCCAUCUGCAUGCUGUCCUUCCUAUAUGGACCCAGAAGCUGUGUUGGACGAUCUUUGGCGCUGGCCGAGAUCAGACGAGUUACAGCUCGCUUAGUCGAGGCUUUCCAUAUCCAACGGGCUGGUACGGGGGUGGUUGAACCGACUGGAUUUCUUUCGUCUGGCCCGCCUUCUGAUUUGAACCUUCUCUUCUCUCCGGUAUAG
Aspergillus terreus NIH2624 is the source of this 1677-nucleotide messenger RNA. Its product is annotated as cytochrome P450. Bases 1 to 1677 code for a protein of 558 amino acids. The transcript has 3 exons. NCBI's taxonomy places the organism in Eukaryota, Fungi, Ascomycota, Eurotiomycetes, Eurotiales, Aspergillaceae. The record is from RefSeq and is a predicted model, not a curated record. Gene Ontology annotation, molecular function: heme binding; oxidoreductase activity, acting on paired donors, with incorporation or reduction of molecular oxygen; iron ion binding.